This is a messenger RNA of Vicia villosa (hairy vetch), 982 nucleotides long. Its product is annotated as transcription repressor OFP12-like. Gene Ontology annotation, biological process: negative regulation of DNA-templated transcription. The transcript has a single exon. NCBI's taxonomy places the organism in Eukaryota, Viridiplantae, Streptophyta, Magnoliopsida, Fabales, Fabaceae. Bases 1 to 696 code for a protein of 231 amino acids. The record is from RefSeq and is a predicted model, not a curated record.
AUGCCAAGCACAAGAAAUAUGAGAAAUCUCAACAAUUGUUUUUCAGAUUCAACUCUAUCAAAAUCUCCACCUACAAGUCCCACUGCUAUUACUACUACUACCAGUGCAACUUCCUCACAUCAACAUCAUCACAAACCUUCUCCUUCUACAUCUCCCACAUCAUUUAUGAUCAAGAACUUCAACUCUCUCUAUGACCCUUCCUUAAACUCUGACCAUACUUUAUGUUCUUCUUCACUCUCUACCACUUUCACCAUAUCCACAUCAUUCAAUCUUGAUGUCGAACCCGAACCCGAGCUCGAACCAGUUGACUUUGCAGCUGCCUUCGCCUCUCAACGGUUCUUCUUCUCCUCUCCUGGAAGUUCGAAUUCACUAGUUGAAUACACAGAUACAAAUUGCAAGUCCAAUAGUAGUGAGCGUGAGCGUGAGAAGAAGAAGAAUAACAAAAAGGAAGAGAAAGAGGAGGUUUUGUUCAACGGAAGCGUGGCUGUUCCGACCUAUUCGCCCGAUCCUUAUACGGAUUUCAGGAGAUCGAUGCAAGAGAUGGUGGAGGCGCGUCCGGAGUUGAUGGAUGUGAAGUCAAAUUGGAACAUCUUGCAUGAAUUGCUUCUUUGUUACCUUGCUCUCAACCCAAAGAACACUCACAAGUUCAUUCUUGGUGCUUUCGCGGAUCUUCUCGUUACCCUCAUAUCAUUGUAAUCAUGAUUUUAAAUUACAGUUGCACUAGGGUUGCAAAAGACACUCAUCAGCUUAUUCUAUGAGCUUUUUCCUUUUUCCGAUCUUCUCAUUACCUGCGUAAUAUGAUAAUCAUGAUUUUAAAUUGCAGUUGCAAGUGUAUGCACAUUGGAGAUAUUUUUAAUAUUGCGGUUGCAAUUGUAAUUGCAGUUUGAAUUAUGAUUCAUGUGAUCUCCAAAAACAUGUAGGGUUGAUGUCAGCUAAUGAUUUGUCUCAUCAUGAUCAAUAAAAGUGGUAUAUGAUUCAUACA